UUUUCUAAGUAGUUAAUGCCCAUGCUACACACUUCUCUCCAUUCUAUUAUUUUCCUCUCCUGUUUCCUAUGCUACACAUUUCCCGCAGCUAGUGUCAAGGUACAUCGGGCAGCCAAUCACAACCCGGAGCGGCGAGAGGCUGGCCAAUCACGAAGGCCUGCUGACGCCGCUGCGAGUGAGGCACCUUGUUGGCGAACACAGCCGAGCGGCGAGGCACGGAGGGAAGACAUGAGGAUCAAACUAGAUCUUAGUGACUUUUUAGAGGACGAAAGGAAGUUCUCUGUACUCAAAGUGAAGCCAAAGGAGACAAAAACCGUGCGGGAUGUAAUCAGCAAGAUCAGCCAGCUGUUCAGUGUGUACGGGGAGGAGUGUGGCCAGGAUGAUGACCAGACCAGGGCACGUUUGGGACUCUUUGAUGAGGAGUUCUACAUCCACCCUGAUGAGACGGCUACUGUCCUGGAGGAUUGUGGUGUUUUGAAAUUGAAAGCACUACCGAAGCCUGGAACUAAAGGAAAAAAGAAGAAAAAGUCUAAAAAGGAACCAAUAUCAGUUGUUAUAGCUGAAGAAGAUGAAAGAAAAAAUCUACAAAGAGAUGUGGAGGAAGAAAAUAAAGCUCUGGAAGUGCAGGAAAUGAAGGAUGAUUGGAAGAGCAGCCAGGCAACAUCCAAACAUGGUACCAGAGCCGAAUGGUUUGAAGGAGUGGAACGUAAGAAGACUAGCAAAAAGCGCAAAAGGUGUCAAUUUGCAGAGGAGGUGGAGGAGCUGCAUGGGAAAAAAAGAAGUAAAAUUGAGGAUAGGGAACCUAAUCUAGAUGAAUCUAGAGGAGAGCAGCACCUGAAGGAGUGGCAGGAAGUAGAAUCUGGAGAGAAAAAAAAGAGAAAGAAGCAGAGGAUCAGCAAAGAAAUAUCCAUAUCAGACACAUCACAGGAGGAACAGAGAGGAAAGAAGAAAAAGGAGCACCUACAGCAGCCUUCCAAAGAUGGAUAUGACAUGGCCAGUAGCCAUAAGAAAAGUGAGCAGCAUCCAUCCAAAAUGGAACAGCCUCACCUUAAAGAAUGGAAAAAACAGCGGCUCAAAGAUGACAAGGGUGGUGGUAGCAGCUCUUCUUCCUCUCAGGACAAGGUUGUUUCCACUAGCAGUUUCUUCACAAGUCUGGAGGGUGUAAGCCAGCAUCAACAUCACCACUCCUCCAAUGAUUCUGAUUUGGACUUGGAUUUAGAAAUUAGGAAACCAUGUGUUGCAGAUUCUGUGACAGAUCCUUCUCCCCCAAAGGGAGAAGGAGAAGAAUGGCUUCCUAAAAGGAAGAGGAAGAGAAAGCACAAGUCAAAGGGGCGGUCAUGGAAGUCAGAUGCCGGCACAUCACAACAUGGAAAUGAAAAAGAUGCACAAAAUGUUUGGCAAAAUGAACCAAGACACCCAGUGCUCCCAGGAAAAGUGAUGCCCAUGACUUUUCCAAAGACACAUAUUAUAUUUAAUGAUGACGAUGAUGAUGAAGAAGGUAGUACAAUUCAAAUAGGGUCUGAUCAGCCCUUGAAUGUAAGCUCAGGACAACAUAAUCAACCUGAUGCAGUCUUCACACCUGCUGCCAUUACUGGUAAGGUGAGGGACAUUUCAAGAGAAAGGAGACCCCCAGUAGCUGCAACAUCUCCAACCUCCUGUGGGAACAGGAGAGUUCAGGGUUCACUAUUACAGAACACAGAGGUUGAGCGAUGUAGCACUUUGUACUCAAAGGAACACUCACAGUACGCAGAGAAGGGCAGGGCAUUGGUGCACAGAAGACUUGUCCACAACAAUGUGGAGGAGUUGGCAACACUUCGCAAAAUAUGUGAAAAUAAUACAAUUACCAUCUGCAAGAUUGACUCCCGGAGGGAUCAACCCACCAAACCUAUAAAGGAACACAGACCUUCCUUCUCCCCUCCUCGUUGUCGAGCACCACCUUCUCCCCCUCACUCACCAUUACAAAUAGUACAUGACAGUAGGCAUAGUGGAUCUCUUCAGGCCCUAGCUGCUAUGAAGAACAGAAGUGUUCCAGAGGUGUUUUCUGGAGUGAGAGCAAUGGGUGUUAGACCUAUCCAAAGGAGAAGUGGUACCAGUGCUCCUGUCAGGCCACCCAUGGCUAAUGGCAGCCCAGGACCAGCCAGCCAAAACACCACAGUUCUGCCUGCAGAUGACCCUCUAGAGAUCUUGUCGAGCAACUUGAGUGAAAUUCAGCAGCAGUACAAUCAAGGCCGUGAGCAGACACAGACAGAACGGAGACCAGCAGCUUUGAACUCUUUAGGUGCCAUCUUGUCAGCCAUGAAAACAAAACCACAAAGUAACACCGUGGAUACAUCACUAAUUAAUUUUGACAAGGAGAAGCCCAAAAGUUCUAUAUCUGAAAACAAAGGGGAUGCUGCUGGAAUGGGUACCUCAGACCUUAUUGUGUUAGAUUGUAUUGGAGGGACAGGCAGCAAAAUGGCACCUCCUCCAAGCAAAAAGGAAGGAUUACCAGAUGUUUAUUAUGUGUCUGCAUCCAGUCCAUCCAAAUCCACACCCCAGGCCAGUCCAUCCAGGCCAGUACCUCAGACAACCCCAUCCAGGCAGGUACCUCAGACCAGCCAAUCUAAACCAAUGCUCCAGACCAGCCCAUCUAGGCUAAUGUCCCAAAUUAGUGCAAUUAAGCCAUCAUCCCAAACCAGUCCUUCCAUGCCAGUAUCCCAAACCAGUUCACCUAUAUCAGUGCCCCAAACCAGCUUAUCUACACCACUUUCCCAAACUAUCCCAUCGAGGGUAUUGUCCCAGGUCAGUCCAUCUAAAUCCACACCUGAGGGUAGUCUUUCCAGGCCAAUGGCACAUACCAACCCAUUCAUGCCUGUUCCCCAGACCAGCCCUUCUAAAUCAUUACUACAGGAGAAUUUAUCUCGGCCACUCUCCCAAUCUAUGCUUUCCAGAACGCUACAGCAGACAUCCCCUUCCAAAUCACUGGAACAAGCCAGACCCCCACCUAUGGCCACAGUACCUUCAGCACCAAAGUGGCCUGUUGAUGAAGUUGUUGAUCUAGAGAGUGAUGAUCAGUCUGAUGAAGUCACCUGUGAUAAAAGUGAUGGCAAGGCUGACAAUGUUAAUUUAGUUGCAUCACCAACAGUUACAGCAGCAGAGAGUGGGAAGUUGGCAGACACAGUUGAAAAUAGUAAGGUGAAGGAUAUUCAAAAUACCACCGAGUUCUAUAGCAACAGAAUAGACAAGAACACUGAUGCCAGGGACCUACAUACUCCAAGCAAGCCAGCUUCAAUUUCUGGUAGACCAGUAGAGGGUGGAAUGAGCACUGGUCAAUACAUUGCAGAAAUUCUUGAGGAUUGUGAAAUGAUGGAAGUUUCAGGCAAUGGUACAGAAAAGACUAGUGCAGCAGACACACAAAGGGAGAUAGCUGCUCCUGUGCAUCAUGCUGAGAUUGUGGAGGAGGAGGAGGUGGUGUCAGAUGAAGAUGAGGUGAUGUUGGAAGAGGGUGAUUGUGUGGAUGAACAGGAGGGAGAAGUUGAGGAGGAAGAAGAUGAAGAAGUUGAAGAGGAAGAAGAGGAGGAGGAAGAGGAGGAGGAGGAAGUAGAAGAGGAUGAAGUGGAAGAAGUGAUUGAAGAAGUGCAAGAUGAAGAAGAGGAAACAGAUAUAUAUGCUAACAUCGAUGAUGAUGAAGAUGAAAUGGAGGAGGACGAAGAGGAAGACUAUGAUUAUGAGAUAAUUCAGGAAAGUGGUCCCCCUGUCUUCAUGGCAGCUAGAAAGCAGGAGGCUCAAUCCUUGGUGUCAGGUGGUGCUAGAGGAAGUGCUGGGGGAUCUAGUCAUAGUAACACUUCUUUCAAAAUCCAAGACAGCCCCUCUUACCUCAGUGACUCAUCUCCAAAGGAAAGCAUGGGGUCCUCUCCCAUCCCUUCCAAAACACUUGAAAAUGAAGAGCAAGGCCAGAUUGCCUCUCUUGUAGCAGAACCUCAAGUCACUUCCAUCCUCACAAAACCUAGUGAGGCUACACCUUCUGUGACAAAACCUCUGGAGAUUAUACCUGUCAUGACAAAGUCUGUUGAAGCCACAGAUGUUUUGAUGUUAUCUCCAGAAACCAGUCCUGUCAUAACAAAGACUUCAGAAUCUGCUCCAGUUAUCUCCAUAUCUCCAGAGAUUAUACCUGUUGUGACAAAACCGCAGGAAAUCUCUGUUGUAACAGAACCUGAGGUAAUUGCAUCUGUUGCACCAGAACCUCAGAAAGUGAUGUCUGAUGUAACAGAAAUUGAGGAUGACAGAGCAAUUUUGAUUGAACCUCAGCAAAAUAGAUCUUCAGCAGAUCCACAAGAAAUCAGUCCUGUUUCAACAGCACCUAUUAUGACAAAGCCUCAGACAGUCAUACCUCUUGUGGAACCUAGUGAAGUUACACCCAUCUUGAUGGAAUCUGAAGAGGUCAUGCCUGUUAUCAAGGAACCCGAGGUCAUGACGGGCAGUAUGGAAUCUGAGGUCACACCUGUUACUACAAAAUCCAAGGAAGUUGCACCUCCCGAGGAAGUCUCACCGGUCAUAACAGAAUCACCAGAGGUCACAGCUGUCUUGAGGAAGUGUGAGGAAGCUAAACCUGUGUCUAGAUCCCAAGAAACAGUCAGAACAGAUGGAUCUGGAAAUUCUCUUGAGGAUAGUGGAGAAGCACAGAAUCAAAAUGUAUCAAAAGAUAGCCAGUCUACAACCAUCACAGCUGUUACUGCCACCACUUCUACCAGUGUUGCCAACAGUGGGGAACUAAAAACAGAGGAGCUGUCUGGAGAUGUUAAGUCAUCCAAGGACAACUUAAUUCAAUCCGGCAACAUUUCCUACCAUGAGUUUCCAGCAAUGACAGCUCCACCUAAGGCAGGGGACUUCAUAGCACUCAAGACAGUGGUGAUGGAAGAGUGCUAUAGCCUUACCCUUACAGACUACCAGGUAGCCAAGGUUCUGGCUGUGGAUGGGGUCUGUGUAAAGCUGAGAUUUGUUGAUGCUACCACUCUUCAAAUACUGAAGGCAGAGGAGCUGAGUGGAGAUGACUCUGAAGUGGACACCCAGGUCAAAGAGAUGGACUGGAGGGACAUUGUAGAGCCAAGAGUUCUCUUCUCAUCAGGAUAGAAGCUUCUUGCUUUGAUCACUUGUUGUUCUGACAAUAUUUAGAUACACCAUGAUUGUUAUUUCUAGUUCUGCAUUUUUAACAAUUUUAAAGAUUGUGACAUCUAAUCAAUUUACCCAACAUGAAAGACAAUACAAAAAAAAACAGAUAAUAGGAAAUCUAGAGGAUUUGGUGGGUGCAGUUUCAGGAAUAUAAUUGUAUUCCUUCUUUGGCAAAGUUUGUGAUAUGUUUUUUUUUUUAUUUAUGAUGGCUAGUAUUUAUUGCAAAGUUUGUGAUAACGUUUUUUUUUUAUUUAUGAUGGCUAGUAUUUAUGGGUGAAAAUUUCUUUUAAACCACAAAUUAUGUUUCUUUAUGCUGUAACUUAAUUUGAUUUAAGAAACUUCUUUAAAGACUUUCCUGUCCUUGCACACACCUAAUAUGUUCAUAGAAAAUUAUUGGGUCACCUGAAAUUCUAUACUCUGAAAUCUACUGCCUAUCUGUUUAUACAGGUUUUUUUUUUUUUUUGAGAAUCUCCUACUGAUAGAUGAAUGAAUCCUAGUAAAUUAAUACUUAGGUAUCUGGUCAAGAACAUGAAUUUAUAUAAAUGCAGUUCUAAAUUUGUAUUAGAGGACCAAUGUAAUAAAUAAAUGCAGUUCUAAAUUUGUAUUAGAGGACCAAUGUAAUGUUUGAUAAAUUACAUCAAGUAUAUUAUAUUUCUUACAAAUAUUUCUGAA
This is a messenger RNA of Portunus trituberculatus (swimming crab), 5820 nucleotides long. RefSeq names its product histone-lysine N-methyltransferase SETD1B-A-like. Lineage: Eukaryota; Metazoa; Arthropoda; Malacostraca; Decapoda; Portunidae. The record is from RefSeq and is a predicted model, not a curated record. The coding region runs from base 16 to 5109 and encodes 1697 amino acids. The transcript has 5 exons.